Molecule: messenger RNA, 7053 nt
Organism: Fibroporia radiculosa
Lineage: Eukaryota; Fungi; Basidiomycota; Agaricomycetes; Polyporales; Fibroporiaceae
Exons: 22
Coding region: 1-7053 (2350 amino acids)
Biological process (GO): fungal-type cell wall (1->3)-alpha-glucan biosynthetic process
Cellular component (GO): fungal-type cell wall
Molecular function (GO): alpha-1,3-glucan synthase activity
Source: RefSeq, a predicted model, not a curated record
AUGUGGGCCCUGGCCGCCCUGGGAUCACUUCUCUCCCUCGCUCCCCUCGUAUUUGCCUCGCCAUACAGGGAAGAUCUUGUGGCGUACAAUGUCAAUACCAACAAGACGGCCACAAACGUCCUCGACUACUAUUACCCCCAACGCGCCAAUUACACACCAUCCCCCGACAAUUGGCGCGCCCUUCCCUUCUACACCAUCCUUCUCGACAAGUUUGCCGACGGAGACCCUACGAACAAUGAUUUCUUUGGUAGUGUUUACGAGUGGGAUUGGCGGGAGACUCAGUUGCGAGCCGGUGGCGAUCUAAAGGGCAUGUUGGCCAGACUCGAUUACCUCCAAGGAAUGGGUGUCAAGGCCAUCUACACAUCUGGUACGCCUUGGUUGAACAUGAUCUGGGAGGCAGAUAGCUACUCCCCGCUCGACUUCUCCGUCAUAGAUCCACACUAUGGUACCCUUCAGGAUUGGCAGAAUGCUAUCGACGAGAUUCACAGCCGCGGCAUGUAUAUCAUGCUUGAUUUUACCGUCGGAACAAUGUCGAAUAUUGUCGGCUUCAAAGGUUUCGAGAAUGUCUCCGCCCCAUUCAACAUCCAGGAGUAUGAUGCAGCGUGGCUCGAUCCGCAAUAUCAACCAUGGGGGUUCGAGACAUAUGCCGAUUUCCAGUUCAACAAUACGUACAACACCUCCUGCGAGAUGCCCGUUUUUUGGGGCGAUGCCGGUACGAUCGUGGACAUAGGUUGGAAUGGUGGUUGUUAUGCCUCUGAGUUUGACCAGUAUGGGGACAUGGAGGCGUUCGGUGUGCAUCCAGAUUGGCAGCGUCAGCUCUCAAAGUUCGCGUCAGUGCAGGAUCGUCUCAGGGAGUGGAGGCCGGACGUCAUGGCGAAGCUUACCAAGUUCUCGUGCAUGGCUCUGACGGCUCUAGAUUUCGACGCUAUUCGUAUCGACAAGUCCACACAGAUGACAGUGCAAGGUCUUGUCGAUUGGACGUCCACCACCCGCCAGUGUGCCAUUGAACUGGGCAAGAAAAACUUUCUGAUUACUGGUGAGGUCACCGGUGGUGACUACUUUGGGUCGCUUUAUUAUGGCCGUGGUCGUACACCAACUGAGCGCCCCCCGGGAUUUUUGCAAGCGGCCAAUGUAACCCAGUCCGAAGACCAGUAUUUUUUGCGCGAUAUUUCGCAGGACGGGUUGGAUGGCGCAGCAUUCCACUAUUCGAUCUACCGCGGUCUGACCCGUUUCCUUGGUAUGGAUGGCGAUUUAGAGGACGCAUACGAUGUGUCUAACAACUUUGUCACGGCUUGGAACGAGAUGUUCGUAAAUGAAGAUAUGAUUAACCCAAACACUGGGUUAGUUGAUCCACGUCAUUUGUACGGCACGAGCAAUUUCGAUGUUUUCCGCUGGCCCACUCUGGACAACGGCACGGAACGUAGUGUCCUUGGAGCGUUCAUGGCAUAUCUGGUGAUGCCUGGGAUCUCUCUGAUGUAUUACGGCGAGGAGCAGAACUUUUAUAUCUAUGACAACACGGCUUCGAACUAUCUUUACGGCCGUCAAGCAAUGUUCAGCAAUACGGCAUGGCAACGCCAUGGAUGUUACUCGCUCGGGUCGUCGCAGUAUUAUAACAUUCCCAUGGGUCGCGCACUUAUCGCAUGCAAGGACGACUGGAAUUCCCUCGAUCAUUUCGAUCCUACAUCAGACACACGCCGAUUAUUCUCACAGUUCCUCUACUUACGAACUGUUUAUGCUGCACUUCAAGAUGGUUUUAACCUUGUUCAGCGUGGCAACUGGACGUAUGAUAUUGCGCGUCCAGGCUCUAACGGUACUCUCACUGAGAUGGGACUCUGGUCUGUCUCUCGUUCCGCAAUCGAGGGAUAUCAGACGCUGACCGGUAAUAACACCGGGCAAGUUUGGCUCCUUUAUGCCAAUAACAACAUAACCACGACGUGGAGCCAUGAUUGCAUGAAGUCGCUGUGGAUUUCCUCCCCGUACGAGUCUGGAAUGACAGUCAGGAGCUUGUUUCAUCCAUAUGAGACGUAUGUUCUGGAACAGUCAGGUUCGCCGUACUACAACAACGGUACUGGGCCUUAUUAUGGUUGUCUGGGUAAUAUCACCUUGCCCCCGUACGGAUUCAAGGUACUUGUUCCUGUGGAUCAGUGGGUGCCACCUCCACCUGCCAUCACCCGGUUUUUGCCUGGGCACGAUGCGCGGAUCACCUCAAACCCGAACAACAUGACCAUUAAUAUCACAUUAGAGUUUAACCUUGAAAUGGACUGCAAUGGCGUCACAGAGGCCAUUACACUCAAUAUGUCGUCUGCUGGCAACAUUACAACUCCCACAAUCGACAAGUCCACCGUCCAAUGCAAUGCUGUCACGGAACCGCAGCCGGCUCAGGUACAAGGCGUCUCCCUCUCUACUUGGGCCUGGUCGGCUACAAUACAAGACGUUCCUGAUGGGAUAAUGGAGAUAGUGGUUAAGAAUCCCAGUACGAGCGACGGAUCUGCAAGCACCAACAGUAUCGACCAUCUUCUUGUCCGCAAAGGGCAACCAAACAACAUUAUGGUAUUCCCGACAUAUAACUACGAUACAGACGGUUUCCAGUACAGCAAUGGCCAAUACUCCUACACUCACAAGGCGUACGGUGCUGAUAUGUUCCGCUAUUCAUGGAAUUUUGCGCAGAAUUGGUCGGACUGGCGGUCAUGGGAGGAUGUGACCACGAUCCCGGCCGAUGUUUUCGACACCUCGGACAACUGGUGGGAGGGACAGCAUCUCAUGGUUCAAUAUUGGAGCUAUCUCGCCCAGACAUCGAGUGUUGUCAUCCACGCCGACCAUGAUUACUCUAUUCCUCGCCGCGUCCCACAGUUCUUAGUUCGCGGAAUAUACAAUCAGUGGGGAAUUGACAAGGGUUUGCCAUAUGCGAUGUCCCAGAAUAGCAAUGGACUUUGGGAGCUCGAGAUCAUGGCGACAUGGCCGUCGUACGUGCAGCUGUGCGUCUUUGGGUUUGACAACUACUUCUAUGGUGAUGUCGAUGGUGACGGUGUCCUGGAUCGUCUUCCACCCAACACGUUAUCGCCCAACUACCUCAAUAUGUCCGCCCCUCCUCGCCCCCAUCUUGCGUGGAACCUCGUGGUUGAUGAUGCCACGCUAACAUGGUGGGUCGAACCAGUCGGCCAGUCCGCCGUUGGAGCCAUCUUCUUCGCGCUGCUCUUAGCCAUCCCUUUCAUAACCGGUGCCAUCGCUGUGGCAGUCUUCAUGUGGUCGUUCUACGGUAUCAAGUACAACAAGUGGGGUGUGAAACCGAACAAGGACCACAACUACUUCCCUAUUGUUGGCACGUUCGGGAGCAAAUCAAAGGCAAGCAUACAUGAGGCGCAUACACCGCUGUCGGAGAAGGUGUUUGGCCCCAAGCACCAUGCCGAUAUCAUCGGCUGGCCCGAGGACAAGAACAAGCGUCGCAAGGUUUUAAUUUCCACGCUCGAGUACGAGAUCAUCGACUGGAAGCUGAAAGUCAAAAUUGGUGGUUUGGGUGUCAUGUCAAGUUUAAUGGGCAAGGCUAUGACCGAUGUCGAUUUGAUUUGGGUCGUUCCCAAGGUCAAAGAUCUGGAGUAUCCUCCCGGUGAACCUUGCGAACCAAUUGAGGUCGUCAUUUUCGGCGAGCCAUACCUGAUUGAAGUGGAGACGCACGUUUUGGACAACAUCACCUACGUGAUCCUCGACAGUCCGGUCUUCCGAGCACAAACAAAAGCCGACCCGUAUCCGGCUCGCAUGGACGAUCUCAGCUCAGCGAUAUUCUACUCCACCUGGAACCAAGCGAUCGCCGCUACGGUCCGCAGAUACCCUGACAUAGAUAUUUACCACAUCAACGAUUACCACGGCGCACUUGUUCCCAUCUACCUGCUGCCCAAAGUACUGCCAAUCUGUCUCUCACUGCAUAAUGCGGAGUUCCAAGGUCUCUGGCCUCUCCGCACCAAGGAGGAGAUGAAAGAAGUGUGUUCCGCCUUCAACAUCAGCAAGGAGCAUUGCACGAAGUACGUGCAGUUUGGAAACACGUUCAAUCUGCUACAUGCUGCAGCAUCUUUUAUUUCUGUGCAUCAGAAGAGCGUCGGAGUUGCCGGUGUAUCGGACAAGUAUGGCAAGCGCAGUUGGGCUCGCUACCCUGCCUUGUGGACACUCAAACACGUUGAUUCGUUACCUAAUCCCGAUCCUACCGACAUUGCAGCAUUGGAUGAAAAUCCAGUUGAUGUGAAAAGCGUCCAGAUCGACCAAGUAGCCGAGGCGGAGCGGCCUGAACACAAACGGCAAGCACAGGAAUGGGCGGGGAUCAAGCAGGAUCCCAAUGCUGAUCUCUUCGUUUUCGUCGGUCGUUGGUCGAAGCAGAAAGGUGUUGACUUGAUAGCUGAUGUCAUGCCCUCGCUACUUGAGAAGCGGUCGUCUAUUCAGCUCAUCACUGUUGGUCCUGUUAUCGACUUGUAUGGUCGUUUUGCGGCAGAGAAAUUGGCUCGCCUCAUGGAGCUCUACCCCGAUCGGGUAUUUUCGAAGCCUGAGUUCACGGCUUUGCCCCCCUACUUGUUCAGUGGUGCAGACUUUGCCCUGAUUCCCUCUCGAGAUGAGCCUUUCGGUUUAGUAGCUGUCGAAUUUGGUCGGAAAGGCGCUCUGGGUGUGGGCAGUCGGUUGGGAGGCCUUGGGUUGAUGCCUGGUUGGUGGUUCCCGGUGGAGUCUACAUCAACUGAACACAUGAUGUCUCAACUCACCAAGACGAUUAAGAUGGCACUGAAAUCCUCGCAAGAAGAAAGGGCAAUGCUACGGGCACGCUCUGCUGUCCAGCGUUUCCCCGUCGUAGAGUGGCGUCAGCGUAUGGAAGACUUCCACCGGCGCAGUAUCAAUAUGAGCCGCGACGUGGCGGGACCGAAUGCCUGGCGUUCAGCCGAUGCUCUCGUUGGCGAAAGCGGCAUAGCGGUUGCUGAAGCGGACGACUGGGAGCCAGGUCAUGUGGCAUUCCCCUCCCAGCCUGACUGGGAAAUUCGAAGUGUCAAUGGUAGCCCUGGGGCAGGCACACCAGGCACGCCUGGAUCUCCGGGGCGGUGGAGUCAAGAAACGUUGACAUUAGGUCCCGAUGGCUCUAUGGCCAUGCGUCCGCGCCUCAUUCAAGAAAGUCGGAGAGUCUCAUACGCCACUGACUUAUCAGAAAAUGACAGCGAUUACUUCUCCAACGCCCACCAGCCAAGUAGCCACGAUUCAGGUCCGGACUUUGGCAACUUCCUUGAACGGGCCAACCGCACCAUUGCUCAAGACCAGCGAAAUGUCCCGGAUCCCUUCCUUGACCCUUCAUCGAGUAAACCAUUUGGUUCUCAUUCGCGCAUAUCUUCUAUUGAAUCUAUUGCUUCGAUCGUUGAUGAAAAGUACAACUCUCCAUUGAACAAAGCAAUUGCUUCAUUCACGGAUGCCGAUGGAGGAGUCGCGCAAGAGUUCGUGCAGAAGCUUCAAAUGUUGAACUCGCACAAUUCUAAGGGAGAACUGUCGAUCGAGAAAUUCCUGACAAAAAGUGAAGAAGCGUUCUUCGACAAGGUAAAAAGGGAGCGAUUGUCUAGUGCAGCUAGUAUCAGGUCAUCGCGAAGAGAAUCAAUAUGGGGCACACCUGCGCCAUCUUCGUUUGAAUACUCUCGUCCUCCAUCACUAAAUCAUUUCCUUGGGGCGGAUGCUAUUCCAAUGAGUGACUACGGUGGACCCCCCAACGAGAAGGACGUUGUCAUCAUGAGCAGCUUGCAAAUCGCGAUGUCGAGGGAGAUCUUUGGCUGGCCAUUAUAUGGUAUUGUUAUUGGCAUAGGGCAGAUGUUGAGCGCGACGACUUUCCAGCUCACGCUGCUUUCUGGCGCAAAUACACAGUCAAAUCUACAGCUAUAUGUGUUGGGAGGAAUUUUCCUUGCCGCAUCCGCCGUUUGGUAUCCGCUGUUCCGCCUAAAACCCUCCGUCUACGUGCUAUCUGCGCCAUGGCUGUUCUUCGGUGUUGCUUUCUUCUUGAUUGGCUUGCCCUCAGUGACCCCUUCCCUCUACUCGACUCAUUAUGCCCUGUCAAGUGCAGCUACUUGGUCGUAUGCAGUGGCCUCUGCAGCGGCAUUCCUCUUCUUUGGUCUUAACUUCGGAGAGGAAGCGGGAGCAGCCACGGAUACUUGGAUCAUGAGGGCUUGUAUCGUACAAGGAUCACAACAGAUUUGGGUUGCAGCCCUCUGGUACUGGGGAUAUACACUUGACGACGCACCUGCAGGCAACAUGGCACCUUGGUGGAUCGUUCUCAUCGUCUGGCCGCUAGCUGUAAUGAGCGUGAUAUUUGCGUACCUCAUGUUGUACGGCUUGCCGGAUUAUUACCGUCAGACGCCGCCAAAGGUCCCUCACUUCCUCAAGACGCUGUUUCGCCGCAAGAUCGUUCUUUGGUUCCUCGGCUCUGAGAUUCUACGAGAUUACUGGCUCAGUGGUCCUUACGGACGCAACUGGACUUUCCUGUGGAACGUCGACAUCCCCAAGUGGCAAAUUCUCCUCUUGGUUGUGGCAUUCUUUAUUGGCGUUUGGGGUCUCUUGAUGUUAGGAUUGACUCGCCUGAGCAAGACACAUACAUGGCUGCUUCCUGUUUUUGCAGUUGGUCUGGGAGCACCGCGAUGGUGUCAAAUGAUGUGGGGUACAUCUUCGCUCGCUCUGUACAUACCAUGGGCUGGCAACGCUGGACCGUACUUGGGUGUCUCCCUCUGGUUGUGGCUCGGUGUUUUGGAUGCCAUCCAAGGUGUGGGGCUUGGGAUGAUUCUUUUGCAGACACUUUCGCGACUGCAUGUAUGCGCUACGCUUGCAUUCGCACAGAUCAUAGGAUCGGUCUGCGUAAUAGUAGCCCGUGCUACUGCCCCCGAUACAAUUGGUCCAGAGAGCGUAUUCCCUGACGCCGCCGCAUGGAGUUUCUCCGACGGACUGAAAGGGAGCCCAAUGGCAUCAGCACCGUUCUGGAUUGCUCUUGUGUGCCAGAUCGCCAUUGUUGUUGGGUACUUCUGGUUCUACCGUAAAGAGCAACUCUCCCGGCCAUGA